AGCGUAUGGUAGGUGGAGUGAAGAUAAAUAAACUAAGAUUUUGUAUUUUCACACCUCCAGCACCACUUCUCGUCCCCUCCACCGCCUCCUGCAGCUACACCCACUCCACCUCCCUCCUCCAGGUGUCUCCUCGGCAUGAUCUUGACUCGCUGGGGUUCGACUCCCGCGGUUCACAAGUGUCCAGUGUUGACCGGGGAGAGUGAGAGGGCGCUGUGUUUACAUGAAGUUCCUGCCUUCCGAGUGCCUUGCGUGGGAUUCUGCUCCUACACCGUCCCAUUAGACCCCCGUAGACCUUUGGAGAGCUGCCUGAAGGGAUUAAGAACGAAGGAGGGACAGGAAGACGCCCCUGAGGAAGAUAUUUCGUAAGAAGAGUGAGCCUUGGUGGGCCGAGUCAGUAUUGAUCUGAGCCGCUAAUCGAUCGGUGAAGGGCCACAUGAGGAAUUGGGGGAAGACAGAGACACGACCCUGAGGCUGAGUACCACCACGUGUGUCCCUCAGCUGGCGAUGGGGAAACGCAUUGCCGCACAGCACGCGCCCUCUACGCCUCCUGAAGAUGCAACACCCCACACGCCGCCACGCAUGCCCACCACACCGCCGGCUCAUCAUUCAACUCAUUUUUUCCAUCGUAGUUUCCUCGCCGCGUCUUCUCCUCUACGGGUGACUCCCAAGCAGCUAGCGGCGGGUCCCGAGGUGAGAGUGGUGAGAGUGGUGAGUGAGAGGCGCUGCGUUGUGCUGGGUGUAGGUGUUUAUUAGCCCGGCAGAUAUUCCAGGAUGAACUAAAUGAUGAGCGGAGACGGCACGAAGGUUAAGGAUAAUGUAUAUAUGUUAUCAAUAAGUCCCCGGGGUCAGGGUAACGAUUUACGCUCCAAUUAUUCUAUUAGUUAUAAGUAAGGAUUAAGAACAUGCUUGAUGAGUCCCGGCGCAGGCAAGGCUUGAAGCAUCGUGGUGCUGCGGCGAGAGUACUGAGAGAGAAACUUUAUAAUGAUAAUUGGUGAUGCUCGUAAUGAUGACUAAAAUAUGAGGAAAAGAGCUACAACAGAAGGGGGGAAAAAUUGGUGAUGGAAAUUCAGUCAUUCCAUAAUUCAUCCAAGUUAUUAUGUGUGCGACUCCCCAGCAGACGGGUGCGCGCGCGCGCGCACACACACACACACACACACACACACACACACACACACACACACACACACACACACACAUCUUAGGAAGGACACUCGGCCUAUUAACGAGAACACUUCCUCAGCGUCGCUACUGCCGCGGCCAACACCCGCGCCGCCUCCACCUCGACCCUCACUCUGCCUCCACUAGCCGCCCUCCGCCCCCUCGUGGUGGAGGCGUCCUGUCCUGCCGUGUCCCCGCACCACUCUCCCCCACUAUCGGGCUGGAAAACUGGAACACCCCCAUAAUAAGAGCACUUUGUGAGCAUGUUGUUGAGGCUGAUGCAGAUAGAUGUCAAGAUUAUGAAAAUGUGUUACUUAGGCCGUGAGUUGUGUCUUAUGUAACUGUGGGCCUCACUCCGCCCCGCCGCAGGAAGUCAGGCAAAAAGUGGAAACCUAUGGAAUUCCUGGCAGCGAAAGUGGUGCGGCAGGUGAGCGGCGGGCGCGGUGUGUGAGGAGGAUAACACUUUAAUCAUGGAGCGUCAGCCACCAGGAGCAGCCGUCAUGCCCCUACGACUGACCUAGAUAGGGCGGCGGGGCGGCAGCCGCUGCCCGCACCAGAGUGAGGAGCAGCGGCCGCCUCAUGUCCCUCCUCCCUUUCCCCGCCGCCUGCUGCCCCGCUGACUGAAGGAAAUCGCUCCUCCCCUCGGUGCGCGCAGCCUGGCUCCUCCCCCUCCGCGGAGCCUCGACCAAUCGCCUCCAAAGCCACGCCACUCUAGCACCCCAACAACCAAUCAUAAUGGCACUCGCAACGCAAAUAAUUGAGUGAGCCAGCUAUCAGUUGAUUGUUUUGAUUUUUGUAACUAUUCGAUUUGAAAUCCGAUCCAAUAGCAGUUGUAGAGUUGUAGUUUGUAUCUGAGGGAGAGUGUGUGUGUCUUGGUGGUGGCGCGCGGACGUGUAUACGACUCACACUCACUAUGAGCACGGAGGCCCUCAUGGAGCCCGACGCUACCCUACGACCUCCGGCUUCGUCGCCGUCACACCAAAGUCCCUCUCCUCCGUCGUCGACUUCGCUGGCGUCGCACCUGCUGGCGCAAGUUCAAAGUCUUACGUCGCUUCCUUCUUCAGUGCCCAUACCCACGUCCUCACCCCCGGGGCUCGGAGUAUACCGCCAUGGCAUGCUUGGUGGAGGAAUACCGCCACAAUUCCAGCUCGCUGCCGAGCCUCCCAUGUCCUCCCUUCUGGCUGGACUCAAAGACUUGCCGCGUCAGUACCACUCCCCGCCGCCCGUACCUUCGUCAGAGACCCACGAGUGCAAAAUUGUUGACUAUCGGGGAGCCAAAGUGGCCGCUUUUAUCAUUAAUGGCGAUGCAAUGUUAUGCCUACCACAGGCCUUCGAGUUGUUCUUGAAACACCUGGUGGGCGGCCUCCACACAGUCUACACCAAGCUCAAGCGGCUCUCAAUCGAACCCCUCGUGUGCAAUGUUGACCAGGUCCGCAUCCUGCGUGGCCUGGGCGCCAUCCAGCCCGGUGUCAACAGGUGCAAACUGCUCUCCGUCAAGCACUUCGACAUCUUAUUCAAGGACUGCACCACUGCCAGCUCCAGGCCCGGCCGACCCCCUAAGCGAGCCUCAGACUUCAUGACGAUGUCGCCCUCCGCGCAGGACCCUCUCUACGACCUCAAGAAGCGACACAUGGAGAACAGCCCCUUCCCCAACGGUAGCAUGCCUGGUGACCUGCGCCAGGACAAGUCACCGCUGCUGGCCAACGGCUACCACGCGCCGCCGCAUUUCAAUCCCCUGCAGUACAUGGCUCACCACAUGGCUGGCCUGGGCUACCCUCCGCUGCUGCCUGGUGGUCUGCCCGGCGGCCUGCCUGGCGGUCUACCCGGUGGCCUUCCCGGAGGACAUCCCGUCGGCCCACACCCCAUCUCCCCCAACGAAGCCUCCCCCCUCAAGCACCCACACAUCACCCCCGAGACCUUGGCUAAGAUGCAUGAGGAGCGGGUUGAGCGUGAACGACAGACGGCCCUCGACCAGCGGCGGGGCCUGACCCCCACCAGCAUGGCCGGUCCCCACCCCAUGCUGCCCACCUCCACCCACGAGGACAUCCACCCGCCCACCUCCCCCGUCCUUAAUCUCUCUAAGGGCGCUGCCUCCGAGGGGACUCAGGAGGAGCGCGAGGAGGAGCGGGAACACGAUCUGGUCAGCCACGACUCCGGCCGCGACUUGCACGACGAGGAGCGACGCCACACGCAGGGCGACGACGACCGAUUCUCAGACAUGGACGAGGACGAGGAGAAGGAUGAAGCCGCCAUGGAUGUUGUUGACUCGUGGACGAGAAAUUCCGGUAACCUUGGCCAGACGCAGCUCAACACGACACCCGCGCCCCCGGGGUCCCUGGCAGGUCUGGGAGGCAACGCCCCGCUGUCCUCUACGGAGGUACUACUCAGGAACAUCCUCGGCCUCCUGCGGGUGGCCGAGGAGAACGCCCGGCACCACGAGAGGCAGACGCAGUGCGAGAAAGCCGAACUGAAGAUGGAGGUGCUACGGGAGCGUGAGCUGCGGGAGACUCUGGAGAAGCAGCUGCAGGAGGAACAGAAAAACCGGAUACUGAUGCAGAAGCGGUGCGCCAAGCUGAAAAAGCUGCGGCGACGCCUUCAGGAGCGGCUGGACGUGGAGGUGAAGCGAAGGAGCCGCUACGAGGACCACAUCCGCUCCAACUCUCCCGACGCCCUUGGUGACAUUAACGACACCAUCAGGAAGGAGAUGGAGGCGAUCGCCGCGGAGAUUCAGAAUGACGAAAUGAAGAAAGCGCAGAAGCAGAAUGACGAGCGAGAGGCCGUGGACCGCCUGCUGGCCUCUCCUGCCAUUGCUAACCACCCCGCCAUCACUGCUGCCACCGCGGCCAACGUGGCGUGGCGAUAAGGGAUUUCUCAGGACGCCAGGAUGGGACUGGUGUUCAGGACAGGAUGCUCCUUCCCUGUAGGACCAUGAGUGAGCGUGACGGUGGGGCGCCACGUGAAGAGUGGCCGCCAGGAAAGCAGUUUUGCCUGUUUCAGUGUAGCUCCUAUUAGCAGUGUGUUCCAAGUACUGUUUCCUGAAGCUGUUGAACAUUAAGAUAAGUUAUUGGCGAUGAUUGACCCGCGUAGUGUGUUAGUGUUCUGAAGCGCAACAGCUGACGUCAGUACUACAGAGAGAAGCAUCUAAUCGGAGACUGACAAAGAAAGAUGUAUUCGUUGAACAGAACUGAAGGUGUGCAGCCCGAGCCGAGGCGCUGGCGGCCACAUGUCUUCAGCGGCGGCAGAGGAAGACUGCCCCGCCCCAAGGACCGACCCCUGCCAGUCCUCGGGGACAUGUGGCCCGCUUCGCUGUGUCACAAGUCAUCCUACACUUCUUCUCCGGCAUUUGAUACUUAAUUAUGUACAUAGGUUACACUGUAGCAAUGUAGGAGAAAUUUAUCAUAAUUGUAUCCAUAAGAUAAGCAUAUGAGCGUCACGAGAGUGAUCUAUGGGUGCCAAGAAGUCUCGGCUGCUUCCUGAGUGACCGGUAGGGAUUCGGAUGCUGACACCACCACCGCUCCCACGGCUGAACCGAGGCCCCCGGUGGUGCGGGGCCGCGGGGGUGUGGCGGGGCACUCUUCUCGUCCUGCAGACUCUCGCCACCCGCGGCUCUGGGAACAUUUACAACAUUCGUCCUUAAUAAAAAAAAUUAAAUAAAUUGUCUUGUCAAGCGGAGAAGCGAGCAAGACAUGGAGGGCGGCGUCGGGGCGGCCGAGCAGCGAGGGUGACGGCGGCGUGACCCGCGGCGCUGCCUCAUGUGGCGACCGCGCCCCGCCCUCGCCUCGCGCCAGCCGUCUCCCCGCCAGUGCCGCCCUGUCUUCAUGACAAAAACACAAGUUUUAUAUUAUUUAAAAUGUAUUUAUUGUAUAAUCAUUAAGUAGUUCUCGGGUGUAGGCCUGUGGUGAGCCAGGGCCGUGUCGGUGUACUAGAUGUAAUACAGUGUCGGUGGCUAACACAGCGCUCCUUGUACGUCAGUAAUAGACCCUUGUGGAGGGACGCGCGGAGAGUCCUGGUCAGACUCUCCAAUUCUCUUUUGGUACCUGUCAAGUGGUGGAUGUCAGCUCGUCAAGCAAGCACCCCCAGCGCGGCGUGGCGGCGUGCUGCCCUGGCCCUCCGAGACUCCCACGCUGCGUCCCAUCACGUGCCGUCUCACAUAUCACCGGAGUCGCCAGCGCCGGGCGCCAGGUGCCCGGCGGGAGGGAGGCUGGGUCGCCCAGAGCACAAAAUUGUUUCCAGCAAUAUCCACAACUCAGCCUGUAGACCUGCCAUGCUGAGCCAUAGUGGGUCCCACUGGCUGCCCUAGAGCAUACCUACCAUACUUUCUAGGCCUUUGUAAGAUUUGUACAUACGAGAGUAUCGUUAAGGGCAUUAAUCCAGUGUUAGACCUUAGGUUCAGUAGUCAAUAUCGUAGUCGUAAGUAAAGUGCUUGGACACCUGGCAUGACUUAUUUCCUAGUGCCAACGACGACAUGCUUGGAUAGUAUACCUCUGAUAGUUCGUAUGUGUAGGAGUAGUGAGUGUGGGGCAGGUGUCGGGUGUGGGGCGGGGCGCCGCCUCCCCGCCGGUCAGGGCUGGCUGGCUCCGCUCGCCGCCACGCCAGCCUUUCGUCAGGUCCAAACAAACAUUACAGCAGCCCACCCGCGACACACUUUAAAUUGCCAUAGAUAUUAAAUAAUUACCGAAUGAGUAAGCCGAAGGUUGCCGGCAGUGUGAGCCUCUCCCCUCCCCCUGUACGCUCACCUUCCAACUCCCGACCAACCUCCCCGACACUGCAUCUGGUAUCUAUGCCUUGUACUGUAUGUAACAGGAGUAACAUUGUUGUAUCGUACGAUGAAAUUGAGUGUUUCUCUAAUUUUUAUGUUGUUUCACUAAAUAAAGCAAUAAUUUGCA
Molecule: messenger RNA, 6044 nt
Organism: Scylla paramamosain (green mud crab)
Lineage: Eukaryota; Metazoa; Arthropoda; Malacostraca; Decapoda; Portunidae
Product: dachshund homolog 1-like
Biological process (GO): regulation of transcription by RNA polymerase II
Cellular component (GO): nucleus; transcription regulator complex
Molecular function (GO): DNA-binding transcription factor activity, RNA polymerase II-specific; RNA polymerase II cis-regulatory region sequence-specific DNA binding
Source: RefSeq, a predicted model, not a curated record